Chrysemys picta bellii (western painted turtle) is the source of this 1419-nucleotide messenger RNA. It is a transcript of the gene ARG2, whose product is annotated as arginase 2. Lineage: Eukaryota; Metazoa; Chordata; Testudines; Emydidae. Gene Ontology annotation, cellular component: mitochondrion; cytoplasm. The record is from RefSeq and is a predicted model, not a curated record. Gene Ontology annotation, molecular function: arginase activity; manganese ion binding.
GGGGGUGGGGAGCCGGCUUCUGGCUCCGGCGCGGGUGGCCUGGGGGGUAGCGGCGAUCGCGCGCAGGUUAAAAGGGGGCAGCGCGGCAGCCGCGCGAGCAGUUCUGUAUCAUGUCUCUGCGCAGCAGCUUCGCCCGGCUCCUGCGGAAGCAGGCGGGCUCCGCGCUGCAACUCCAGAAACCUGCCCACUCCGUGGCGCUGAUCGGAGCCCCGUUCUCCAGGGGGCAGAAGAGAAGAGGGGUGGACCACGGCCCCGCUGCCAUAAGGAACGCGGGGCUGACGGAGCGGCUCUCCGGCUUGGGUUGCCAAGUGUACGACUUUGGAGAUCUGAGUUUCACUCAAGUGCCCAAUGACGAGCUGUACAACAACCUGGUCAAAUACCCACGCUCUGUGGGAUUAGCCAGCCAGGUGCUGGCUGACGCUGUGAGCGGAGCAGUGGCUGCUGGACAUAGCUGUGUAACUAUGGGAGGUGACCAUAGCUUGGCGCUUGGUUCCAUCAGUGGCCACACACGGCAGUGCCCUCACCUCUGUGUGAUCUGGGUGGAUGCACAUGCGGAUAUCAACACCCCUCUCACAACUCAAUCUGGAAACCUCCAUGGACAGCCAGUCUCAUUUCUGUUACGAGAGCUCCAGGAUAAAAUGCCGCUGCUUCCUGGCUUUUCCUGGCUAAAGCCCUGCCUCUCAACAUCUGAUAUUGUCUACAUUGGUCUGAGGGAUGUGGAUCCUGCUGAACACUAUAUUUUGAAGAACUAUGACAUUCAAUAUUACUCAAUGAGAGAUAUUGAUCGCCUUGGAAUCCAGAAAGUUAUGGAAAGGACAUUUGAACAAUUAAUGAGCAGAAGACAAAGACCAAUUCACUUGAGCUUUGACAUUGAUGCUUUUGAUCCUUCACUGGCUCCAGCAACAGGGACACCUGUUUUAGGUGGAUUAACAUAUCGGGAAGGCAUGUACAUUACGGAGGAAAUACACAAUACAGGAUUGCUUUCAGCUGUGGACCUGGUUGAAGUAAACCCAUUGCUUGGAGCCUCUCAGGAGGAAGUGAAUGCUACAGCCAAUCUUGCAGUGGAUGUGCUAGCAACGUGCUUUGGGCACACAAGAGAAGGAGCACACACUGUUUUUGAUGAACUCCCAACACCUAAUUCACCAGAUGAAUCAGACAGUGAGGAGCAAGUGAGGAUUUAGGACCCUCAGAUGGUGGAAGACACUUCACAUUGAGCAUUCCAGGGCUCUGCUGAGGCAUGUGAGUGGCUAGAUUAAUGGCCAUGUCAAACACUUGGAGUGUUACUUUUUUUAAAGAGACUAGUUUUUUUCCAUUUGACCAAUAACUACUGUAUGAUGUAUACGUUUUAUUCAUUUAGUCAAUUAGAAAUAUGUAAAUUUAGACAAGUAAUAAAAUAAUUAUUACUGUCUAUUACCAUUA